AUGUGUUGGGGAGCGAUGUCACGAACUUCAGUAGUUGAGCAGCCUUCGUCGUCUUCAAUUGCAGAUCGUACACGUGGACGAUGUGCGAAUGGACGAGAAGCCGUUCGACAGCAGAGUCGACAGCAUAGGCGUCGUGAUUUGGUUCACGAGUAUGAUGAUAGUGAUAUGGAUACAAGUGCCUAUGCUUAUCAACCAGAUGACGAAGACAUGCUUGCGGAGUCUCAACAGAAUGAACAUACGGCUCCGCGUAUUCCCAAGGACUAUGGCGAUAUUUAUGAAGCUAUCAACAAUUUCAUCACAAUUUUUGAUGUCAGAUAUCGAAAUGGUGGUAUCUCUUCAAAGCCUCCACUCAACUUUUAUCACGGUACACUUCAAGAAGCAGUUCAACAGGUAAUUAUCGGA
Messenger RNA from Mesorhabditis belari, 402 nucleotides. The record is from the annotation of a GenBank genome assembly. Lineage: Eukaryota; Metazoa; Nematoda; Chromadorea; Rhabditida; Rhabditidae.